AGCUCGGAAUAAGAUUUGACCUAGGCUGUCGACUGAAUGUCAUUCAUAGCUUCUAUCAAAUCACAACAAGGCCAGUGGCACAGGUGUUAGGCCUAGUCAGUUUGCAUGAUAACCUGUGGUAUUGGACUGACCAGACGUGUUGUCGAUUCCAACAAGGUAGCAUCAUGAAAUCAAUGAGAGUUGCACAUUUCCUGGUGAGGAGGGGUCUGCAUACGAGUGCACGGACUCUAGGGGUCUUUCCUCCCCCAGAACACUUGGCUAAGCCUUUGGACUUCCCUCAUAAACUGUUGAUGGGACCUGGGCCUUCCAAUGUGCCCCCAAGGAUAGCAGCGGCUGGAGCUCUGCCAAUGAUUGGUCACUUGCAUCAGGAAACAUUUAAGAUCUUGGAUCAAAUCAGAGAGGGCCUCCAGUACAUGUUCCAAACCAGGAAUCCACACACAUUAGCAAUAUCAGGCACUGGCCAUGCUGCCAUGGAGACGUGUGCCGUCAACAUGAUUGAGAGGGGUGAGGUGGUGACAGUGUUCGUGCAGGGCCUGUGGGGUGAGAGGUUCUCCGAGAUCGCCAAGAGAGCCGGCGGGGAUGUCCACGAUAUCGUCAAAGAUUAUGGCGAGUCUUUCACACCAGAGGAGGUUGAAGCUACACUAAUGAAGCACAAGCCAGCUGUGAUGUUCAUCAGCCACGCGGAGUCCUCCACAGGAGUUCAUCAGCAUAUAGACAAGCUCGGCAAGAUAUGCAGAAAACAUAACGUGAUCUUGAUGGUGGAUGCCGUAGCAUCAUUAGGCGGAGAACCGUUCUUCAUGGACGACUGGGAAAUCGAUGUUGUGUAUACCGGUUCUCAAAAAGCUCUAAACUGCCCUCCAGGCGUUGCCCCGAUAUCAUUUGGUCCCCGUGCUGUAGAAAAAUUCAACAGAAGAAAAACGAAGCCACAGUCGUUUUACUUUGACCUUGGUCUUCUAUCAAAUUACUGGGGUAUCACACCUGGGCCGAGGUUGUACCACCACACCCCACCACUGACACUCCUGUUCCAGCUACGUGAGGGCAUCGCCAUGGUAGCAGAGGAGGGUCUUGAGGCAGGUUGGGAGAGACAUAAACAAUUCACCAAACUCUUCCAAGAAGGACUUGCUAAAUUAGGACUAAGUCAUUACAUAGAUGAUCCAGCCGAUCGAUUAAAUACCGUCACUUCAAUCCGUAUUCCUGACGAUGUCAACUGGAAAGACGUAAUGGCUUACGUUAUGGAAAAAUACAAAGUUGAGGUCAGUGGUGGACUGGGAAAAACUGCUAACGUUCUUGCGCGGGUUGGUCACAUGGGCCGCAACGCCACCGAUGAGAACUGCAAUAUGGUGCUGGGUGCUUUAGGAGAGGCUUUGGCAGUCUUGAGAGAAAAGAUAUAAACACAUUGAUACUAAGUAGAGACAUUCUAAUGUAACAAUGGUUUGUACGCAGCGUCUAGAUGAAGAAUUCCUUAGAUGACAGACCUUGACUUGCUGUAGAAUCCACCCCUGAAUUCAUGGUUUGAUGUGGAUAUCGAGGGCUGUCCACGUAGCAUGUACACACAAUGUAUAGCACCCUCCUCUACCCAUGCCUGCAUGCAUCCACUAGAGCCCUCACCCUUCUGUAAUGACACAGUGAACCUAUCUGUACUUGAUGUUAGCCCAUGCCUGCAUGCAUCCACUAGAGCCCUCACCCUUCUGUAAUGACACAGUGAACCUAUCUGUACUUGAUGUCAGCCCAUGCCUGCAUGCAUCCACUAGAGCCCUCACCCCUUCUGUAAUGACACAGUGAACCUAUCUGUACUUGAUGUUAGUUGAUGGGGAGAUUGAGAUCAAGCACUUAUCACCAAUACUUAUACGUAGACAAAUAAAGGAACAUAACAUUCCUCCACUUUCUACAGAGUUUAAUCCGUUGAGUUGCUGUUCUCAACCUCCCGAUCAACUCCAACCUAAACGGCUCAUCUAAGAGUGACGUGUUGGAUACUGAUAUCCUCUCUCCUCCACCAUGUGACUUUAGUCACUGCGAUGUGAGACUUGACCAGUCAUUUUAAUUCAACCAUGCGGUGGCCGCACUCCAACCUCAAAUAUCAUUGUUCCUUCCAUUGGAGGUCUGUCUUCUCCCUUUAAGAGGUGGUACUGCAGUACAGGGUGUUUCAAAUCAGGGCAGAUAGAGUCACUUUCAGGAACAAAGAAAAACUGGGAGAUUAGGAGACUAAAUAUUGUGCCAGAUUUGAGUUGUAUCUUUGACCAAUAAUCAAUGCCUUAUGGGUCACAAGGUGGUUGCCAUCAUUUUGACACGCCCUGUAUCACAUGAAACUAGAGAUCAAUGAAAGUUAUAUUGUGUGUUUGAAUGAAUACAGCAAGAAGAAGGUCCAGCCUCAGGGGGUGACAAGACUUACACGGCACGACAGCAUUUUCUGCUGAUAAUCACUGCACCUUUGCAGUGGCAAGUAAAUUAAAUAUUGACGCAAUUGGCCACAAUCUGUCACUGGCGAAACACUGCUAAGUAUACAAAUCAUCACACCUGUUCAACAAUUUUGGUCAAAAUGUACUAUUUUAUAAAAGGGCCAUUUUGCAACUGGUCCAGUUGUUGUAUUCCAUGCAUUCAACUAAACACACAUUGCUCAAGUCAAUGUACUGUAUCUGUAUUGGUUAUUGUUUGGAGUCCAAAUAUAAGAUAAAAGCAUUU
Molecule: messenger RNA, 2679 nt
Organism: Lineus longissimus
Lineage: Eukaryota; Metazoa; Nemertea; Pilidiophora; Heteronemertea; Lineidae
Product: alanine--glyoxylate aminotransferase-like
Exons: 11
Coding region: 165-1391 (408 amino acids)
Cellular component (GO): peroxisome
Molecular function (GO): L-alanine:glyoxylate transaminase activity; L-serine:pyruvate transaminase activity
Source: RefSeq, a predicted model, not a curated record